Saccoglossus kowalevskii is the source of this 1707-nucleotide messenger RNA. It is a transcript of the gene barH, whose product is annotated as BarH-like homeobox. The record is from RefSeq and is a predicted model, not a curated record. Gene Ontology annotation, molecular function: DNA binding; DNA-binding transcription factor activity, RNA polymerase II-specific. Gene Ontology annotation, biological process: regulation of DNA-templated transcription. NCBI's taxonomy places the organism in Eukaryota, Metazoa, Hemichordata, Enteropneusta, Harrimaniidae.
AAGCGCUGUACCAAUUCUCCACUGCUUCACCGCAAAUUUGUGUUGAAAUUGCAGUCACACGUGGCGCUGGGAAAACAUUCGAAGACCGUUACAAGGUACGCCGUUGUGCAUGAAAGUGAUGUCGAAGGGAGGACUUAAUAUUUCUCAGGACGAAACAUUAAACAUGAGAGCCGUUCCGGAGAUGGAUGACGAUAAUACCCGAGGCGAGACGUCCCACAUGGGGGACCGUGGCCGAAGCAGCGUUAGCAGUAUUGACAGCGAUCCAGAUAUCAUGGCCUCGCCACACGGCCGCCUAAAUGGAGACUCAUUGAACCAUCCGCUAUUACCAGUAGAACAACCAAGAACCACUGGUUCAUCUUUCUUAAUAAGAGACAUUCUGAGCGACGUGAAACGUAUGCACUCUGAGCCACAGUUUAAAGGGAAGCCCGAGCAGGUGCUCGCUGAGCGGACGACAUCCCCAGCGAAUGUCCACGCCAUUUCACCGAUACAGAUUGCAUCCCCACGGAUCGAUAGUGAGGACUUGGUGGGCAUUAAUUCGUUAAAUUCGUUAAAGCGACGUUUUCCUGAAGACGAAAAUGACGCCGAUGACGAUGACGACGAGGAGGAUGACGAUGAUGAUCUUGUAGGAGUUAAAGAUGACGAAAUUAGUUCAAGCCGAGACAGCCCAUCGAACAAGACAAAGAAACAGCGCAAGGCGCGAACCGCCUUCUCCGAUCACCAACUCAAUACUUUAGAGAGGAGCUUUGAAAGACAAAAAUACCUAUCGGUCCAGGAGCGGAUGGAUUUGGCGUCGAGUCUAAAUUUAACAGACACGCAGGUUAAAACGUGGUACCAAAAUCGAAGGACAAAAUGGAAACGUCAAAUGCAAGUCGGGUUGGAAUUUUUUGAAGCUGGAAAUUUUAAUCCACUACACAGCAUUUUGCCACGACCGUCACCGUAUUUUUAUCACCCGAGUCAGAGUCUGCUGACGAAUAUGGAAAGCAUAUACAGCCUACACGGAGCUCAGAGGCCGAUGUUUCCCCGCAUUUUCCUUCAUGGACUUCAGCAGCACUUAAAUCAGCUUCCGGUAGCACCCAGACCUCUACAUCCGGGACAGCUACCCCACUGACACUGAUCGCCGCCAUGCAUCGUGGUGGUAAAAUAGACUUGUACCGAAACCAACAAAUAUUGUAUAUUUUUUAUGACAAACUAGAGUUUUCUGGACUUUUUAAAAGAAAUGGAUAAUGCCUGUAUAGCAACAAACUUAUCGCCAUAUAUUAUCAAAGCGUUAGGCUUGGUGUUUGCUUACCUGUGCCCAGUUGACUAGUAUAUAUAUACAUACAACAAAAACAAUGAUUCAGGGAAAAUUCUUGAUUUCAAGCACUUUAUAACGUAACUGAUAACAGUCAUAGUUGUUAUCACGCUUUAUGGAAUUUCCGACAGCCCGUUACUUUUGUUUUGCUCAGAAUGAAGCGGUUACACGUUGAACGGCGAUCGUGUGAUAAAACAUCUGUUUUUAUAAAUAUGAUAAAAAAACACACCAGUAACAUCAACAACAAUCACCAUAUCCCAUGAAAUCUUUCCCAAUUUGCCAGUUUUAUUUUGUUCUGAUUUAUUUAUGGGAAUAGAUAUGUGCUACCCAGCGUUUUAAGGUUAUACUUACACAUUGUUAAGUGGAAUGUCCCCAAAAACUUUCUUUAUUUCGAAGUUCAACUCUCCUAACUGUUC